AUGGGAAGAGAGGGCCCAGCCGGCUUGAUGCGGUCACCGGUCAGGCUAAGUGACAUCAAAAGUUUUUCUCUCUACUUACUUUCGCCUCUCUCUGUUUUCACAUUCUUCUCUUCGAUACCCCUCCCUCUUUUUCUCUUAUCUCUGCUUACAUUUGCCUCUCGUUCCUCCUCCCACUCCCUCUUAUCUCUUCUUACUUUCGCCUCUCUCGUGUCUUCCAUUUCUUCUGUUCGCUCCCCUUCACUCUCUUUCGUCAUUCUCUCUCUGGCCUCUUCGAUUUCUUCUUUUCGAUACCCCUCGCUCUUUUUCUCUUAUCUCUGCUUACAUUUGCCUCUCGUUCCUCCUCCCACUCCCUCUUAUCUCUUCUUACUUUCACCUCUCUCGUGUCUUCUAUUUCUUCUGUUCUCUCCCCUUCACUUUCUUUUGUCAUUCUCUCUCUGGCCUCUUCGAUUUCUUCUCUUCGAUACCCCUCCCUCUUUUUCUCUUAUCUCUGCUUACAUUUGCCUCUCGUUCCUCCUCCCACUCCCUCUGAUCUCUUCUUACUUUCACCUCUCUCGUGUCUUCCAUUUCUUCUGUUCUCUCCCCUUCACUCUCUUUCGUCAUUCUCUCUCUGGCCUCUUCGAUUUCUUCUCUUCGAUACCCCGCCCUCUUUUCCUCUUAUCUCUGCUUACAUUUCCCUCUCGUUCCUCCCUCCCACUCCCUCUUAUCUCAUCUUACUUUCGCCUCUCUCGUGCUUUCCAUUUCUUCUGUUCUCUCCCCUUCACUCUCUUUGGUCAUUCUCUCUCUGGCCUCUUCGAUUUCUUCUCUUCGAUACCCCUCCCUUUUUUUCUCUUAUCUCUGCUUACAUUUGCCUCUCGUUCCUCCUCCCACUCCCUCUUAUCUCUUCUUACUUUCGCCUCUCUCGUGUCUUCCAUUUCUUCUGUUCGCUCCCCUUCACUCUCUUUCGUCAUUCUCUCUCUGGCUUCUUCGAUUUCUUCUCUUCGAUACCCCUCCCUCUUUUUCUCUUAUCUCUGCUUACAUUUGCCUCUCGUUCCUCCUCCCCUCCCUCUUAUCUCUUCUUACUUUCGCCCUCUCUCGUGUCUUCCAUUUCUUCUGUUCUCUCCCCUUCACUCUCUUUCGUCAUUCUCUCUCUGGCCUCUUCGAUUUCUUCUCUUCGAUACCCCUCCCUCUUUUUCUCUAAUCUCUGCUUACAUUUGCCUCUCGUUCCUCCUCCCACUCCCUCUGAUCUCAUCUUACUUUCGCCUCUCUCGUGUCUUCCAUUUCUUCUGUUCUCUCCCCUUCACUCUCUUUCGUCAUUCUCUCUCUGGCCUCUUCGAUUUCUUCUCUUCGAUACCCCUCCCCUUUUUCUCUUAUCUCUGCUUACAUUUGCCUCUCGUUCCUCCUCCCACUCCCUCUUAUCUCUUCUUACUUUCACAUCUCUCGUGUCUUCCAUUUCUUCUGUUCGCUCCCCUUCACUCUCUUUCGUCAUUCUCUCUCUGGCCUCUUCGAUUUCUUCUCUUCCAUACCCCUCCCUCUUUUUCUCUUAUCUCUGCUUACAUUUGCCUCUCGUUCCUCCUCCCACUCCCUCUUAUCUCUUCUUACUUUCGCCUCUCUCGUGUCUUCCAUUUCUUCUGUUCGCUCCCCUUCACUCUCUUUCGUCAUUCUCUCUCUGGCCUCUUCGAUUUCUUCUCUUCGAUACCCCUCCCUCUUUUUCUCUUAUCUCAGCUUACAUUUGCCUCUCGUUCCUCCUCCCACUCCUUCUUAUCUCUUCUUACUUUCGCCUCUCUCGUGUCUUCCAUUUCUUCUGUUCUCUCCCCUUCACUCUCUUUCGUCAUUCUCUCUCUGGCCUCUUCGAUUUCUUCUCUUCGAUACCCCUCCCUCUUUUUCUCUUAUCUCUGCUUACAUUUGCCUCUCGUUCCUCCUCCCACUCCUUCUUAUCUCUUCUUACUUUCGCCUCUCUCGUGUCUUCCAUUUCUUCUGUUCUCUCCCCUUCACUCUCUUUCGUCAUUCUCUCUCUGGCUUCUUCGAUUUCUUCUCUUCGAUACCCCUCCCUCUUUUUCUCUUAUCUCUGCUUACAUUUCCCUUUCGUUCCUCCGUCUCACUCCCUCUUAUCUCUUCUUACUUUCGCCUGUCUCGUGUCUUCCAAUUCUUCUGUUCUCUCCCCUUCACUCUCUUUGGUCAUUCUCUCUCUGGCCUCUUCGAUUUCUUCUCUUCGAUACCCCUCCCUCUUUUUCUCUUAUCUCUGCUUACAUUUGCCUCUCGUUCCUCCUCCCACUCCCUCUUAUCUCUUCUUACUUUCGCCUCUCUCGUGUCUUCCAUUUCUUCUGUUCGCUCCCCUUCACUCUCUUUCGUCAUUCUCUCUCUGGCUUCUUCGAUUUCUUCUCUUCGAUACCCCUCCCUCUUUUUCUCUUAUCUCUGCUUACAUUUCCCUCUCGUUCCUCCCUCCCACUCCCUCUUAUCUCAUCUUACUUUCGCCUCUCUCGUGCUUUCCAUUUCUUCUGUUCACUCCCCUUCACUCUCUUUCGUCAUUCUCUCUCUGGCCUCUUCGAUUUCUUCUCUUCCAUACCCCUCCCUCUUUUUCUCUUAUCUCUGCUUACAUUUGCCUCUCGUUCCUCCUCCCCUCCUUCUUAUCUCUUCUUACUUUCGCCUCUCGUGUCUUCCAUUUCUUCUGUUCUCUCCCCUUCACUCUCUUUGGUCAUUCUCUCUCUGGCCUCUUCGAUUUCUUCUCUUCGAUACCCCUCCCUCUUUUUCUCUUAUCUCUGCUUACAUUUGCCUCUCGUUCCUCCUCCCACUCCUUCUUAUCUCUUCUUACUUUCGCCUCUCUCGUGUCUUCCAUUUCUUCUGUUCUCUCCCCUUCACUCUCUUUGGUCAUUCUCUCUCUGGCCUCUUCGAUUUCUUCUCUUCGAUACCCCUCCCUCUUUUUCUCUUAUCUCUGCUUACAUUUGCCUCUCGUUCCUCUCCCCCUCCUUCUUAUCUCUUCUUACUUUCGCCUCUCUCGUGUCUUCCAUUUCUUCUGUUCUCUCCCCUUCACUCUCUUUGGUCAUUCUCUCUCUGGCCUCUUCGAUUUCUUCUCUUCGAUACCCCUCCCUCUUUUUCUCUUAUCUCUGCUUACAUUUGCCUCUCGUUCCUCCUCCCACUCCUUCUUAUCUCUUCUUACUUUCGCCUCUCGUGUCUUCCAUUUCUUCUGUUCUCUCCCUUCACUCUCUUUUGUCAUUCUCUCUCUGGCCUCUUCGAUUUCUUCUCUUCGAUACCCCUCCCUUUUUUUCUCUUAUCUCUGCUUACAUUUGCCUCUCGUUCCUCCUCCCACUCCCUCUUAUCUCUUCUUACUUUCGCCUCUCUCGUGUCUUCCAUUUCUUCUGUUCGCUCCCCUUCACUCUCUUUCGUCAUUCUCUCUCUGGCUUCUUCGAUUUCUUCUCUUCGAUACCCCUCCCUCUUUUUCUCUUAUCUCUGCUUACAUUUCCCUCUCGUUCCUCCCUCCCACUCCCUCUUAUCUCAUCUUACUUUCGCCUCUCUCGUGCUUUCCAUUUCUUCUGUUCACUCCCCUUCACUCUCUUUCUCUUAUCUCUACCUUUAUUCGCCUCUUCCCCCACCUCCCUCUCUCUCUUAUCUCUUACUUUCGCUUCUCUCGUGUCUUCCAUUUCUUCUGUUCACUCCCCUUCACUCUCUUUCGUCAUACUUUCUCUCUCCUCUCUUCACUUUCUUCUAUUCGAUCCUCUUCCCUCUCUUUCGCUUAUACCUUAUCUCUACUUACACUCGCCUCUCGCUCCCCCCCACUCUCUUAUCUUUUUACCUUCGUGUCUUUCGUGUCUUCAAUUCCUACUCUUCUAUCCCCCUCCCUCUCUUAUCUCUACUUCCUUUGGCCUCUUUCGUGUCUUCAUUUUCUUCUAUUCGCUUCCCCUCCCCCUCUUUCUCUUACAUAUUAACUCUACUUACUUUCGCCUCUCGCUCCCCCUCCAUCUCUCUCUUUCUCUUUUUUCCAUAAUCUUUUCUUCUCUCUCACUUCUUAUCCGUUUUCUCUCUCUCUAUCCCCAUUACUUCUUCACUCUUCUAGCGACUUUCAAGAUACCAACGUGA
Molecule: messenger RNA, 4050 nt
Organism: Acanthosepion pharaonis
Lineage: Eukaryota; Metazoa; Mollusca; Cephalopoda; Sepiida; Sepiidae
Source: the annotation of a GenBank genome assembly